CCUGCAGUUCAGGAAGGAUGUCGUGCACGCGCACACGCGCUUGUCAGCAGAACAGAUGCAGCUCGCGCUCGCAGACGAACAUCACGCGCUCAUUCUGAAUUAAAGUGAAUAAAAACGUCCUCGGUACAAGACUGGAGUUAUUCGAGUUAAGAGUUAGAGCCAAGCGUCUCAAAUGGAGACAGAAGCCCUGGAUGUCCUACAGCGGGACGGAGGGCAGGGCAGUGCACCGGACAAGUUCAUGCCCCAGGAGAGUCAUGUCCACACGACACAACCACAGGCCACCCACAAACCUGACGUCACAGGUCCUGUCCCAGCUGAGAUUGUUGACAACGGAAGAAACGAGUCCCUGACAGACAGUGUCUCAACCAAUGAUGAUGCUUUACUGCUUCCUGACCACAUACCUACAAUUUCACGCAAAAUAGAGAAAGGCAACGUGAAGCCCAGUAUUCCCAGUGGCUCUGCUAUAAUUCGUAGUCCUCCGGCUUCUUCAUCAGGAGGAUCGACGCCUCGCCCGACAACACAACAGAAAUGCAACGGACAUGCAAAGUGCAAUGGACACAGAAAACACACACCCUCCACCUCCAAGAGCCAGCAGCGAUUCAAGGCUGAUGCCUCGCAGAUACAGAAAGUAGCUGGAGAUGACUGCUGUGCACACUGCAUCCUAGCGUGUCUGUUCUGCGAGGUGCUGUCGUGGUGUUCGGCCAUGGCUCAGUGUUUGGCCUGCGGUCUGGAGUGUGACGCUCUCUGCUGCUGUGGGGAAGCAGCCACCGGAGGUCUGGCCUGCUGUACUGAGGACACCUGCUCUGCCCUGCUGGAUUGUGGGAUAGCGGAGGACUGUUGCCAGUCUUCAGACUGUCUGGAGAUCUGUGUGGAAUGCUGCUCCAUCUGUUUCACUGCCUAACUGGAUUCUCAACAGACUGAUAUCAACUGUUCAAUAAACUGUAAGCGUUCGGUAUAUAUAUCAUUGUUAUCCCACAUUUUGUAUUUAUUUAGAAUGAAAAUGAAUUUGUUGCAUCAGUCAAAGUUGGACGUUUCUGUACGAGGCUACUCUCUGAAUUCUGACAGGCUUUAAAUCUGAAGUGUGUCAUUUUUUAAAUGCCUACAGAAUCCAUUUUUUUAUGUGAAAUAUUGCUUCGGUUAUUGGAGAAUCGACCAAUGGCGUUAGUUCAGGAAAUCUUUUUCAUUAUUGCAAUUCUGUUUGGUGACACUAGUGGCACAGGAAUGACACACUUCAUCUUUACCGGGGAAGAGCAAAAGAUUUAGACCACCGUUUGGAAGUUGGUAAGAUUGUGCAGCAAAACAAGAUUUUUGUCUUGUUUUCCAGUACAAAUAUCUAAACAAUGUUAAAUCAAGUUAUAUUUAUUUGAGAUGCAAAAUUACUUAAGGUAUUAGGUCUUAAGGUUAUUGUAUUUACCCACUGGCAGAUGAUAUUCUCUUGUUUUUGAUGAUUUCAGACAACAAGACUUAAUAUCUUGGGUUGCUUCUCAAGUAAAUGUUCAUGAUUUAAAAAAGUUAGAUAUUUGUAAUUGAAAACAACAUCAAAAUGUACUACUAUUUGUAAUAUGGAUGUUUCAAGUUUUUACUUGGUCACAAAAUACAGUAAAAACUGAAAAAAAACGAUUGUGAAAUAUUAUUACAGUUUAAAUUACAGUUUUCUAUUUGAAUAUAUUUCAAAAUAUAAUUUAUUCCUGUGAUACAACGCUGAAUUUUCAGCAUCAUUCCUUCAGUCUUCAGGCACAUGGUCUUCAGAAAUUAUUCUGAUAUUCUGAUUUGCUGCUUAAGAAACAUUUUGUUAUUAUCAAUGCUGAAAACAGUUGUGCUGCUUAACAUGUAUAUGUUUGAAGCCCUGACACUUGUUUAAGGAUUAUUUGAUGAACAGAACUUUUAAAACAACAGCAUUUAUAUAGCAAUUAAGUCUUUACUGUCACUUUUGAUACAUUUUAUGCAUCUUGCUGAGUAAAAGUAAUUUCUUUCUU
Molecule: messenger RNA, 1976 nt
Organism: Carassius auratus (goldfish)
Lineage: Eukaryota; Metazoa; Chordata; Actinopteri; Cypriniformes; Cyprinidae
Product: myoD family inhibitor-like
Exons: 5
Coding region: 173-901 (242 amino acids)
Source: RefSeq, a predicted model, not a curated record